Orbilia oligospora ATCC 24927 is the source of this 261-nucleotide messenger RNA. RefSeq lists its product as uncharacterized. The transcript has 2 exons. Lineage: Eukaryota; Fungi; Ascomycota; Orbiliomycetes; Orbiliales; Orbiliaceae. Bases 1 to 261 code for a protein of 86 amino acids. The record is from RefSeq and is a predicted model, not a curated record.
AUGCCAGCCAUAAGAGCUCGUGGGCGUGUCAAGUUAAGAGGCGGAGCAGCACAAGAGGUUUUGAAACAUGGCAAUGCGACUUGUGGUGUUUUGAUUUCGCAACGCAGCUUGUCGGAAACUUUCCAAAACGGCAAAUUAGGCGAGUCCAGCAUCCCUGUUCGGGCCACAACGCAAGGUCUCGUCUCCAAUGUCGAAAUCGUGGACGAGGACGAGGAAGAUAUCGAGUUCGAGUGGAAUGAAUUAGUGAGUGAAUUAGCCUAA